Penicillium maclennaniae is the source of this 354-nucleotide messenger RNA. Its product is annotated as LysM peptidoglycan-binding domain-containing protein. Bases 1 to 354 code for a protein of 117 amino acids. The transcript has 2 exons. The record is from RefSeq and is a predicted model, not a curated record. NCBI's taxonomy places the organism in Eukaryota, Fungi, Ascomycota, Eurotiomycetes, Eurotiales, Aspergillaceae.
AUGUUCGUCUUCUGCAAGCGAGCCACGAUUUUGAUGCUCGGCAUGGCUUCCUUGGCCCUAUCCGCCGCCAUCAACGAUAAUUCUGUUCGAAGUCGUGAUGCCAAGGUCGCUGAGCCUGCUCAAAUUUCUCCCAGUUGUACUCUGCUCUACCGAGUUCAACCCGGUGAUACCUGUUGGGACAUUAUAUCUCGCAACGGGAAUACAUUCAACAUGAAGCAGCUCAUGUGUUGGAACCCCGAUAUCAACUCCAACUGCUCGAACUUGAUUCCCGGUCGCGAUCUCUGCGUUGGUGUUGAGAGCCCAAUGUACUGUGAAGGGUCGGUCGUAUCGUCUACUUUAUCUGGAAGAAUGUAG